Molecule: messenger RNA, 2899 nt
Organism: Carlito syrichta (Philippine tarsier)
Lineage: Eukaryota; Metazoa; Chordata; Mammalia; Primates; Tarsiidae
Gene: ADAM12
Product: ADAM metallopeptidase domain 12
Exons: 24
Coding region: 1-2766 (921 amino acids)
Biological process (GO): proteolysis
Molecular function (GO): metalloendopeptidase activity
Source: RefSeq, a predicted model, not a curated record
AUGGUCAGCGAGCUACCUUGUGCUUUUAUCUUGCCUGCAGUUGUUGCAUCUUCUUCUCCAUCUGAACAGAUAGCAAUGUUGGAAGAGAGGACUCAGAGAUCUGAGCCUUCUGGAGUAAAGCCACCUUCAAGAGGGGUGAGCUUAUGGGACCAGAGAAGUGCUUAUGAAGUCGUCAGUGCCUCUUUUCUGAAUGGAGACUUCUGGAUCCCAAUAAAGAGCAUCGACUCAAAGAAUCAUCCAGAAGUGCUGAAUGUUCGAAUACAACUGGAAAGCAAAGACCUCAUCCUAAAUCUGGAAAGAAAUAAAGGGCUCAUUGCCAGCAGUUUCACGGAAACCCACUAUCUGGAAGAUGGUACUGACGUCUCCCUCACUCGAAAUUACACGGGUCAUUGUUACUACCAUGGACAUAUGCGAGGAUAUCCUAGUUCGAUGGUCAGUCUCAGCACCUGUUCUGGUCUCAGGGGACUUAUUAUGUUUGGCAAUGAAACAUACAUCUUAGAACCAAUGGAAAAUGCAACCGAUAGAUACAAUCUCUUCCCAGGGAAGAAUCCGAAGAGUAUCUGGGGAUCGUGUGGAUCACAUCAUAACACGUCAGGCCUCGCCACAGAUAACAUGUUCCCGUCGUCCCCUCAAGCGUGGGCAAGAAGGCAUAAAAGGGAGACUCUCAAGAUGACCAAGUAUGUAGAGCUGGUUAUCGUAGCAGACAACCGAGAGUUUCAGAGGCAAGGAAAAGAUCUGGAAAAAGUUAAGCAGCGAUUAAUAGAGAUUGCUAAUCACGUUGACAAGUUUUACAGACCACUGAACAUUCGGGUCGUCUUGGUAGGCGUGGAAGUGUGGAAUGAUAUUGACAAAUGCUCCAUAAGUCAGGACCCGUUCACCAGCCUCCAUGAAUUUUUGGACUGGAGGAAGAUGAAGCUUCUACCUCGCAAAUCCCAUGACAAUGCACAGCUUAUCAGUGGGGUUUAUUUCCAAGGGACCACCAUCGGCAUGGCACCAAUCAUGAGCAUGUGCACAGCAGAACAGUCUGGAGGAGUUGUCAUGGACCAUUCAGACAGCCCUCUUGGUGCCGCUGUGACCCUGGCACACGAGCUGGGCCACAAUUUUGGGAUGAAUCACGACACAAUGGAGAGAGGCUGCAGCUGUAAGACGGCGGCUGAUAAAGGUGGCUGCAUCAUGAACCCUUCAACCGGGUACCCGUUUCCCAUGGUGUUUAGCAGCUGCAGCAGAAAGGACUUGGAGAACAGUCUGGAGAAAGGAAUGGGGAUGUGUCUCUUUAACCUGCCGGAAGUCAAGCCGUCUCUCGGGGGCCAGAAGUGUGGGAACGGAUAUGUUGAAGAAGGAGAGGAGUGUGACUGUGGAGAGCCGGAGGAGUGCACAAAUCGCUGCUGCAAUGCAACCACCUGCACCUUGAAGCCAGACGCUGUGUGUGCACACGGGCUGUGCUGUGAAGACUGCCAGCUGAAGCCUGCGGGGACGGCGUGCAGGGGCUCUGGCAACUCCUGUGACCUUCCAGAGUUCUGCACGGGGGCCAGUCCUCACUGUCCCGCCAACGUAUACCUGCACGAUGGACACCCGUGUCAGGGGGUGGAUGGCUACUGCUACAACGGCAUCUGUCAGACCCACGAGCAGCAGUGCGUCACUCUCUGGGGACCAGGUGCUAAACCUGCCCCUGGGAUCUGCUUUGAGAGAGUCAACUCAGCAGGCGAUCCUUAUGGCAACUGUGGCAAAGACUCCAAGAGUUCCUUUGCCAAGUGCGAACUGAGAGAUGCCAAAUGUGGAAAAAUCCAGUGUCAAGGAGGUGCCAGCCGGCCGGUCAUCGGUACCAAUGCCGUUUCCAUAGAAACAAAUAUCCCACUGCAGGAAGGAGGCCGGAUUCUGUGCCGAGGGACCCAUGUGUACUUGGGCGAUGACAUGCCAGACCCAGGGCUUGUGCUUGCAGGCACAAAGUGUGCGGAUGGAAAAAUCUGCCUCAGUCGUCGAUGUCAAAAUGUCAGUGUCUUUGGUGUUCACGAAUGUACAAUGCGAUGCCACGGCAGAGGUGUGUGUAACAACAGGAAGAACUGCCACUGUGAGGCCCACUGGGCACCUCCCUUCUGUGACAAGUCGGGCUUUGGUGGAAGCACAGACAGCGGCCCCACCCGGCAAGCAGAUAACCAAGGUUUGACUAUAGGAAUUCUGGUGACCAUCUUGUGUCUUCUCGCUGCUGGAUUUGUGGUUUAUCUCAAAAGGAAGACCUUGAUACGACUGCUAUUUACGCAUAAAAAAACAACCAUGGAAAAGCUAAGGUGUGUGCGCCCUUCCCGGCCAUCCAGUGGCUCCCAGGCUGGUCAUGCCCACCUCACCCACCUCGGAAAAGGUCUGAUGAGGAAGCCGCCGGGUUCCAACCCACCUAAGGACAAUCCCAGGAGAUUGCCACAGGGUCAGAAUGUUGACAUCAGCAGACCCCUCAAAAGCCUGGACAUCCCUCAGCCCCAGUCAACUCCAAGAGUGCUCCCUUCAAUCCAUCAGGCCCUGCGUGCACCCAAUGUUCCUGCCAGACCCCUGCCAGCCAACCCUGCACUUAGGCAGGUCCAGGGAACCCGUAAGCCAAACCCUCCUCAGAAGCCUCUGCCCGCCGAUCCUCUGAGCAGGACCACACGGCCACUCCAUGCCACAGCCAGGACCCCAGGACAGUGGGAGCCCGGGCUCCACCUGGUACCCCUCAGAUCUGCUCCUAAGUAUCCACACCAAGUGCCCAGAUCCGCCCACACUGCCUAUAUCAAGUGAGAAGCCGACACCUUUUUUCACCAGUGAAGACAGAAGUUUGCACUAUCUUUCAACUCCAGUUGGAGUUGUUUUUUGUACCAACUUUUAGAACUUUUUUAAAACACCAUUAUUUUAAGAACUUUGAGCUACUGCC